UUCCUCGUGGUUUGGUCUUUAAAUUGAGGAAGCGAAUGAGGGCGAGAGAUGGAAAAGCAAAUGGAGAAGACGAACAAAGACGUUCCUCUUAGAGAACUUAGCGAGAGGGUAGCGGAAUUCGCUCGAGUUAGAGGUUGGGAUAAGUAUCACAGUCUGAGAAACCUCCUCCUGGCAUUAGUGGGAGAAGUGGGGGAGGUGUCGGAGAUAUUCCAAUGGAAGGGAGAGGUGGCGAGGGGGCUUCCCAACUGGUCCGCCGCCGACAAGGAGCAGUUGGGGGAGGAGCUCUCGGACGUGCUACUCUACUUGGUUCGUCUUGCGGAUGUGUGUAGGGUUGAUCUUGGCCGAGCUGCCCUUUCCAAGAUCCUUAAGAAUGCCACUAAGUACCCUCUCACUCCUCACCAACAACAAUGACUAUCUUGAAUAUGAU
Molecule: messenger RNA, 427 nt
Organism: Cucurbita moschata (crookneck pumpkin)
Lineage: Eukaryota; Viridiplantae; Streptophyta; Magnoliopsida; Cucurbitales; Cucurbitaceae
Product: dCTP pyrophosphatase 1-like
Exons: 2
Coding region: 49-411 (120 amino acids)
Biological process (GO): nucleoside triphosphate catabolic process
Molecular function (GO): nucleoside triphosphate diphosphatase activity
Source: RefSeq, a predicted model, not a curated record